Messenger RNA from Sclerotinia trifoliorum, 4312 nucleotides. NCBI's taxonomy places the organism in Eukaryota, Fungi, Ascomycota, Leotiomycetes, Helotiales, Sclerotiniaceae. The record is from the annotation of a GenBank genome assembly.
GUUUGAUUGAGACGAUUUAGACGAUGCUCUCUUUUGUCUUUCUCGCAGCAGGCGAUUAGUUUCCGUGCCUUCUAAGCUUGCGUCCUAAAGGCAUUUAUUUGGUUUGCAUUACGAUGACGACUGGGUGAAUCGCGUUUACCAUGUGGAUGGAUGGACUCGAGCUUUAAGGUAAGGACAAAGCUUUGGUUGGGCAAUAGAAUCUCUCAAUUCAUUACAAUUUAUUGUUGAAAGAGGGGAGAGCCAAAGAAAUCUGGAUCCUCAUGGUGUGGUCUAUCCUGAGCAGUUAUUGUUUUUAUUAUUAUCAUUUCUAUUUCUCUUGGUCCACUCCACUUCUCAUUGUUCCUGCCCCUUCAAGACGCAAGACGCAGCCCGCACCAGCGUUAUAGCGUUAUACUAAUGGUGUCCACUAGUCCUUUACACCUUCACACCUUUCCAACGUCUAUUUUCUCCAUUUAUCUUUCCUUUCUCUCAUCCGUCUUUCUUCUUAUCUUUAAAUCCCGGGUAGAAUCCUUUGUUCUUCAUUCCCUCUCUACCUCCUUCAUCUCUUCGUCUAUUCUAUUUUCAAUCCAUUCUUUAUUGUUGACUCAUCAAUCGAAUAUCCAUCACAGACGGAUAAAGAAUAUCUUCUAUAAUAUUUUUUACCAGGUUCUAGGCUUCUGAUCGGACCCUUUUAUAUCUUGUGGCGUGUUAAAACCGCCGAGAGGUAUACGCAAACUGUUAGCAGGUUGCAUCAUAGCCUGAAAGAAUCGGUACCUACCGGCUGCCGAGCUUUGAACCCCCACCAACGAAUAUCUUCUACACUCUGCAGACAAUCAUUCUUAUAUCGACUUUCGUUCAAUAGGGCUGUUUGAGGGGGACUUUUAGAAGGAUCAAUUGCUAUCGAGAUAUCGAAGACUUUCGGGAAAAAAUGUCCGGCGAACAUGCAUCAACGAGCGAAAGCAACAACGAAAAUAAUCCCAUUGCGUAUACGGAGUUGCCAACUGGGGAUGUCAGUCCAUCUGGGAGUGUAAAUGGAAGUGCAGUCAACAGUACUGUUAACUCUGCCGUCAACAGUGCAGUUCCAAGCAGGCCAAAUAGUGCAGGAGGGAAUCCACCAAAGAACCGAGGCAGGGUUCGAUUCAACGCCACAAACGAAGCCAAUGAUUUGGAAAACAAAAAGUCCCUCCACCCAUUGAGGGAUAAGUCUCUUUCACCUCACAGAUUAGCAAAGCAAAUAUCGAUACCAAAAUCUGCCAAACACACACCAUCCCAUUCGAAAAACAGCAGUGUCAGUUCAUUGAUGAGGUUCACUCCUGAUAAGGAAAAGGACAAUCCAUUCACAGAUUUAGCAGUGAUCAACAAUAGUCCCAUUACACCAACAGCAGUUAGCAAACCGAGGCCGAGCGUAUUAAGAAAUAAUCUAGGUGGAGGAUACAAGGCAGACUUAUCGGAUGUGGAAGAGAGCAAUGAGAAGACUUUCUCUGCUUUGGCCGCCCAGAGUCGGGCACAGAGGAUUGCUUCAUUGGUUGGAAGCCACUCCACACCGAACUCAAGAAGGAACAGUCUCGACGAUGACGCAGAUGAGCAACCAUCUCCACGACCAAGAAACCCCGGGGGACUUCCUGUCAGAAUCGACGAUAUUCCACUUGUUCCAAUGGAUAGCAGACCAUAUGAUGGAGCAGAUAGCGAUGACGAUAUCCAGAACGAAAAGGGCAAAGAAUCGAGUUCAACCGAAGCACAUAAACUCGUCAGAUCACAUACAAGCAAAGGUCGAAAAGAUGCAUUCAAAAUGCCUGUACCACGUCCAGGCUUAGUCUCUGGUCAAGUCACACCAGAAGAUGAGCAUGCUUCUGUGGAAGACUAUGUUCCACGUCCUCAACAAUUCAGAGGCGGCGUUCUCUCUUCACUUCUAAAGCUUUACAAUCCACCUACCAAUGGUACUAUGAGCUCGCCAGUCUCAAGAAGAAAUAGUGAUGUCUCUGAAGGAACCCUCCCAGUCUCCCUUGGAUCCUCCGGAGUUACGACUCCAAGGAAGAGUGCAAAGUGGUAUCAUCAAAAGAACCAAUCUCAAGAUACUCUAGCUGGUCUUAUGGAAGCAUCAGCAAUGUUGGCCGCCCCAGCUGGAGGAAGUGGUACCCCAAAAAAGAAGCCUGCGAGACCUGGAAUGGGAAGACGUACUCAUAGUGGCAGACUCAUUGAAACAGCAGCGAGGCAAUUGGCUGGAAAGCCUAGAUUGGAGGACGAAAUUCGGAUCACUAUCCAUAUCGCCGAGACUUUGAGCAGACAAAAAUAUCUUCUGAAACUUUGUCGAGCAUUGAUGACAUACGGAGCACCAACGCAUCGUUUGGAAGAAUACAUGAGGAUGACAGCUCGAGUACUUGAGAUUGAUGCACAAGUCCUUUAUAUUCCCGGUUGUAUGAUUAUCUCCUUUGAUGAUGCAUCAACACAUACUACUGAAGUAAAGCUUGUUAGAUCUGUACAGGGUGUUGAUCUAGGCAAACUAAAAGAUGUCCACGAGAUUUACAAGGAGGUAGUACAUGAUGUUAUUGGUGUUGAGGAAGCUACGCAGAGGUUGGAUGCAAUUAUUCGUGCCAAGCCAAAGUAUCACCCUUGGUUUUUGGUUAUGGUAUAUGGUUUUGCCAGUGCUAGCGUAGCACCAUUUGCAUUCCAAGGACGUUUUAUCGAUUUACCCAUCGCAUUUUUAUUGGGGUCACUUCUUGGUUACUUACAACUUAUUGUUGCUCCCAAGUCUGACCUUUAUGCAAACGUAUUUGAAAUUUCUGCUGCCGUUCUCACAUCUUUCUUGGCACGAGCUUUCGGUUCGAUUCGAGGAGGUGAUCUCUUCUGUUUCUCAGCUCUCGCUCAAUCUUCUAUCGCUCUUAUCCUUCCAGGUUACAUGGUUCUUUGCGGAUCGCUUGAACUUCAAUCACGUUCCAUGGUCGCCGGUUCGGUCCGUAUGGUCUAUGCAAUUAUCUAUUCUCUGUUCCUUGGAUAUGGUAUCACUAUCGGCACCGCUGUCUAUGGCCUCAUGGAUUCGAAUGCUACGAGUAAGACUACGUGUGACGCACCAAUGAAUCAAUACGUUCGUUGGUGUUUUGUCCCUAUCUUUACUCUAUGCCUCGCAGUUAUCAAUCAAGCAAAGUUCAAACAAAUGCCUGUUAUGCUCGGUAUUUCGUUCUCAGGCUAUAUCGUCAAUUUCUUUUCAGCAAGAAGAUUCCCUUCGAGUGCACAAAUUUCGAAUACGCUCGGCGCUCUUGCCGUUGGUGUACUCGGAAACUUGUACUCAAGAGUUAGACAUGGAGUAGCCGCAGCGGCAUUGUUACCUGCUAUCUUCGUACAGGUUCCUUCUGGUCUUGCGGCUUCUGGCUCUCUCCUUGCAGGUUUGAGUACAGCAGACUCCCUGACGAAUAGUACGACUUAUGCAAACGGAACCGCGAAGGUUAAUGGAACGAGUUCGGUUACCAUUUCAAGUAGCGAAGACUUGAACACAAUUGUUUUUAAUGUCGGUUAUAGUAUGAUUCAAGUUGCUAUUGGAAUCACUGUUGGCCUCUUCCUUAGUGCGUUGAUUGUCUAUCCAUUUGGGAAGAGAAGAAGUGGACUAUUCAGUUUCUAGAAAGCAGGGCUAUGUGUAGAAUGCGGGGGAAAAGGGGAUAUAUGGAAGCGGAGCAUAUCCAUCACAUUUGUACACAUAUGUGCAUACACAUACCCUCAUUCGUUAUUUGGUUUUGUUAAAACGAUGGGAGGACAGAACAUCGUCUUACGUAUUUGAGCUAGGAGCUACGGGCGAGAUGGCAAGCGUCGGUGUUUAGGGCUGUUGGUUGCUUUCAUACAAAGGAAGGCGCAACCACCACAUUCUUUUGAAGGAAAUGCAAGGGGAUGGGAGUUAUUUUUGUUGACAUUUUCACGCGGGCUGGAGUUUACUUGCUACCCCACUCCUUUGUUAUGGAUGGGUGGGCUUCAAAUGCGAUAGAUGGAACAGAUGAGUGAAACAUUAAAUUUAGACUUGCUUAGACUUAAUCGCUUGCUUGGAAGGAAAAUAGAGGGGAAAUAAAUGAGCUAAUGGGAAUAAUGAUACCAAGGAAUAAGAUAAAGGAAGGGAAGGAAAUUCUUGUAUACUUUUUUCUACCGUUGAAGGGGUCGGUUUAUGGAUGGGUGGAAGGGCUAGAUUAAAGGGAUAGAAUGAAAAUCUCUGAUCUCAAAUUCUUUGUCGUGUGAUGUGAUGUCUAUCUUACUGCUAGCAUUGUAUGAAAGCAAUCGUGGCUUUGACUUGCGAUGAUGUCAGUUUUCCAAGUAUCAAGGCUCAAGGUUAGGGACCUGAGACAGAAACUAGAGA